ACAAAACAAGCACCAUCGCUCCAUAAGCCGGCCAUGUGGUGCUUCACCAAGGUGUCUAAUUCGCCCCCCACGCCCGACAUAUAUGGAGAUGUCCCACUCCUUGUCGCGCCAACCCCACCACGGGCCCGAAACGUCUUGUCCUGCCUCCGAGUCAGGACGAUCGUGACUCGGAGUGGGAAUUAUGAAGCAUCGUGAGUUUGUCAGCGGUGACUGAGUGGAGGCUGUAUGUGUACGUGAGCCGGUUGAUCUAACGGCUGUGCUUUUGCUCGCUGUUUUUCCUUUCUUUCUCUCGUUGCACUACCGCUCUUCCUUGCACUGCCUCGAGGCCAGAGUAUAUUUCCCACCCUUCUCUUCCUCCCACUGCAAGAGCACAUCACGAACGCAAAUCUGCCAACUAUCUUCUCUCCUCUCUCAAUUCAUCUCCAAUUCCACUCCAAUUCCUCCAUCACCCUCAACAGACAGAACAGCACAGCAACCGCAAAGAUGACAAUCCGCACACGCCCCUGGUGGAAAGACAGCACAGUCUACCAGAUCUACCCUUCCUCCUUCUUCGACUCCAACGGCGAUGGCCUCGGCGACAUCCCUGGCAUCGUCUCCAAGAUCUCCUACCUCGCCUCCCUCGGCGUGGACGUGAUCUGGCUCUCACCCAUGUACGACUCCCCACAACAUGACAUGGGCUACGACAUCUCCAACUACGAAGCCGUCUACCCACCCUAUGGCACCGUCGCCGAUAUCGAGACCCUAAUCUCCGCCUGCCACUCCCGGGGCAUGAAAUUCAUCCUCGAUUUGGUAGUAAACCACACCUCCGACGAGCACGCCUGGUUCCAAGAAAGUCGUCGCUCGAAAGACAAUCCAAAGCGAGAUUGGUACAUCUGGCGCCCGGCAAAGUACGCCGAAGAUGGGACAAGAAUGCCGCCCAACAACUGGCGCUCCUUCUUCAGCGGCAGCGCCUGGGCCUGGGACGAGGGCUCGCAGGAGUACUACCUGCACCUCUUCGCCACCCAACAGCCUGACCUGAACUGGGAGAACCCUGCCACGCGCCAAGCGAUCUACGAUUCUGCGAUGCGGUUCUGGCUUGACAAGGGCGUUGAUGGGUUUAGAGUCGAUACGGUGAAUAUGUAUUCCAAAGGCACGGAACUGCCUGAUGCUCCGAUUAUCGAUGAAGGGAUUUUCGAGCAGCCGGCCAGUGGACUGUUUUGUAAUGGGCCGCGGAUGCAUGAAUUUCUCCGUGAAAUGAAUACCGAGAUCCUGAAUAAAUACGACACGAUGACGGUGGGCGAACUUCCUCACACGCCAGACCCGGCACACGUUCUCCGUUACGUUGGAUCAGGGGAUAAGCAACUGGAUAUGGUUUUCCAGUUCGACAUCGUGGAUCUCGGCAUCGGUCGAACGCACAAGUAUGAAUAUGAAGGCUACGCACUCUCCGAGCUGAAAUCCGUCGUUUCGAAAUGGCAGCAAUUCAUCGAAGGCAGCGACGGGUGGACGACCGCCUUCUGCGAGAACCACGACCAGGGCCGCUCCGUGUCACGCUUUGGCUCCGAUGCUCCCGAGUUUCGCGAGAGGAGCGCCAAAAUGCUCGCUCUCAUGAUGUGUGCGUUGACGGGCACGCUGUUUGUUUAUCAGGGGCAGGAGAUAGGCAUGAUUAAUGCUCCGAAGGAGUGGCCGAUUUCUGACUAUAAAGACAUUGAAUCUAUUAACUACUAUAACAGCGUUGCGGAACGGACGGAUAAUGAUCCGAAGGCCUUGGGACAUGUUAUGAAAUCCAUCCAGAUUCUUGGCAGGGAUCAUGCGAGGUUGCCGAUGCAGUGGGAUGACUCUCCACACGCGGGAUUUACAACGAAGAAGGAGGGAGCGUGGAUGCGUAUCCAUGAUGAAUACCGCACCAUCAACGUCGCGAAGCAGGAGAAAGAUCCGAAAUCUGUGUUGAGCUUUUGGAAGAGCGUGUUGAAGAUCAGGAAAGAGUAUAGGGAGUUGUUUAUUCAUGGUGCGUUCGAGGCGUAUGAUAUAGAAAACCAGCAGACGUUCGUGUUUGGGAAAAGGCAUGGGGAAGAUAGAGCGGUUGUGGCGUUGAAUUUUACUGGGGAGGAACAGCCGUUUAAAAAGCCGGAUGUGGGAGGCAAGUUUGAGUUGCUUGUGGGUAAUGUUGAGGGUGUGGAUGGCACCGAAGAUAAGUUGGCGCCUUGGGAAGGGCGAAUUUACCUCGUGAGCUAGGCUGGCAUUGCUGUGGAUGGUUAGUUGACGACAAAGGUUCAGGGCGGAGCUCUGCUUUCGUUUGUUUUCGACCCUGAAUUUUUUAGAGAAUAGGUGUGCAUACAUAAUUAUCAUUCUUAAUGCGUAAUAAUGAUUCAUUUUCCGUUUC
Messenger RNA from Hyaloscypha bicolor E, 2359 nucleotides. RefSeq names its product glycoside hydrolase family 13 protein. Gene Ontology annotation, biological process: oligosaccharide catabolic process. Lineage: Eukaryota; Fungi; Ascomycota; Leotiomycetes; Helotiales; Hyaloscyphaceae. Bases 484 to 2211 code for a protein of 575 amino acids. The record is from RefSeq and is a predicted model, not a curated record. The transcript has a single exon. Gene Ontology annotation, molecular function: alpha-amylase activity.